Molecule: messenger RNA, 804 nt
Organism: Sorex araneus (European shrew)
Lineage: Eukaryota; Metazoa; Chordata; Mammalia; Eulipotyphla; Soricidae
Gene: SHISAL2B
Product: shisa like 2B
Exons: 4
Coding region: 102-536 (144 amino acids)
Source: RefSeq, a predicted model, not a curated record
CGGAGCGUGCGGCCAGCGCGGGCCGGGGGCUGGGGCGCGGGCGGGCGCGGGCGGCGGGCGGCGCGCAGGGCCAGAGACGCGGGUCACCCGGCAGGAGCGCCAUGGGCGAGGGCGGCCGCGUGUGCUCGGGCUACUACAGCCUCAACCACAGCUUCGUGGAGCCCUUCGCGUGCCCGCGGCUCGGCGACGGCGCCUCGCUAGUCUACUGCUGCGGCUUCGCCGACCUCAAGUACUGCUGCAGCGAGCCGGGCAGCUACUUCCCCUACAAGCACAGCUACAUGUGGAGCCUCAGCAUCGGUGCCCUAAUUGGACUGGGAAUUGCUGCCCUUGUUUUACUUGCAUUUGUCAUCAGCGUCUGUGUUCUUUGCUAUUUAUUUCUGUACACAAAGCCUCAAAGACUAGACAAUGGCCUUAAACUUCAGCAUCUAGCAGCUUCUUCUACUCUAGAAGCCCCAAUUCAGUCCCCUGCACUGCAUUUGGUACCCCCAGCACUGCCUGGAGUGAUUCCUGAGCAGAGAUCCAGGAGCAAGCUCUGAGCACAACCAGGCGACUCAGAAAAAAAUCAAAGUCCCUAAUUCAAAUGCAGCAUCAAAUUCAACAAAGGAAGUAUUUUAUAAUGCUGUUCAUAAAAUUCAAGAAAAAACAAUGGAUAACACAACACAAAUCAGCAUUACUUGCUAAGUGAAAAUUCUGUGUUGUAAAAGCUCACUGGAAGAUGAUGUAGUACAAAUAAAGAAUGCAUCUCAAAUACCAUUUGUCAUCAUUAUUUUGGAAAAAUUUAUCACUCAGAAAAACAUUUGAUUG